AUGGACGGCCUUCACCACCUCGUGCCUCGCGGUCUCUACGAUGAACCCGUCCUUCCCGCCGGCAUCAACACGGCCAACCUCACCGCCGUCGCAGAGUACUAUGUCUCGCACCGCAUCCCACAGCGCUUCAACCCGGGCAUCGUCGUCGCCUCCAUCGCCGUCUCGGCGCUCGGCUCCUACUCCACCCUCCUCGUGCUCGGCAAGCGUACCUCCAACAAGGGUCUCAAGAACAUCUUCCUCCUCUCGCUCGCCGCCACCACCAUGGCCGCCGUCGGCAUCUGGGGCAUGCACUUCAUCGGCAUGCACAUGAGCCUCCGUCCCGUCGCAAACGUCAGCUGGUACAUCAAGGUCGACCCCGGAUUCACCGUCCUCAGUCUCUUCGUCCCCAUCAUUGCGCUCCACGCCGCCUUCUUCAUCGUCGACGCCGCCGUCGCCUUCAGCUUCGUCCGCACCGCCAUCUCCGGCGUCUUGACCGGCCUCAUCGUCAGUCUCAUGCAUUACUCGGCCUCGCUCAAGACCAGCUACGCCGUCAUCUACAGCCCCACCCUCGUCACCAUCUCCAUCGUCGUCGCCUGCGUCGCCGCCACCGUCGCCCUCACCGGCUUCUUCAAGUUCCGCUCCCAGUGGGAGGACUCGUGGUGGAAGCGCAUGCUCUGCGCCUUUCUCCUCGCCUCGGCCGUGUCCGGCAUGCACUACAUCGGCGUCUGGGGCACCUCGUACAAGGUCAAGCCUUCCACCAUCUCGGGCUCCGACGAGAUCAGCCUCCUCACCGGUCGCCAGCGCAACAACGUCCUCGUCAUCGCCAUCGGCUGCAUGUGCUUUGUCAUCAUCUGCUUCUGCAUCUUCAUCGGCGUCUCGGACAUGCUCGUCGUGCGCGACGCACGUCGCAAGUCCAAAAAGGUCGUCGUCUGCUCCGCCACUUUCGACAAGCAGGGCCGUCUGCUCGUCAAGCCCGACGGCACCAUGCCCCUCCAGAUCAUCGAGACCGACGUAAACACCCGCGACAUCCUCGACGCCCUUGACAACCGCCAGCCCACCUUCCAGUGGCUCUACUCGCUCUCCUGGGACUGGGGCAUCAUCUCGCCCUGGCUCCGCGCCAUCACCUCGCGCUUCGCCGCAGAGUCGCAGAACGCCCAGCGCAACGACGCCCUCUGGAAGAACCGCGGCAAGAAGAUGAUCGCCCAGGGCCGUCGCAGCCUCGACCUCGGAGAGGAGCGCCGCAAGGGUCCCCAGAGCCUCGCCGACUUCCGCGACCGCUUCGUCGACGCCGCCGUCCACCUUGCCCACGAGCUCGACAUCCCCUUUGAGGAGAUCGGUGUCCUCUACGACCACGUCCUCCCCACCGGCACCCGCAGCAAGAACGGCGGCGCCGGCAACAUGAAUGCCGCCAUCCACGACAAGUUUACGCCCUCGCGCCAGUUUGCCGACGACGAGAGCUCCAUCAACGGUCCCGUCCCCAGCAUCUUUGGCGAGGGCAACGACCAGGAGGAGGGCGCCAUGCUCUUCCUCGUCCGCGAGCUCCCCAACUCGGCCGCCUCCACCGAACGCUUCCGCCAGAUGGGCUACCGCAUGACCGAGACGCGCUUCCUCGCCGGCGUGCUCGCCGACCGUGUCGCCGUGCAGAAGGAAGAGAUGGAGCCGCUGCUCGACUCGCUCAAGGUGUACGCCAAGCGCGGCACGCGCCCCGUCGUCCAGCCCGGCGGAGUGUACUGCGGUCUGUUUGGCGUGCGUGCCUCGACGAGCAAGGAGGGCGGCCUGGAUGUGCUCGUGUACAACUUUGCCCGCCACCAGAUCCCCGCCUACCGUUUGCCCGACGUGCAGUGCAUCACGCCCGAGAUGAAGACCUUCCUCGGCUCGCUCGACCAGGCCACCAUGGAGGACGCCAUGAAGGUGUGCGAGCGCGAGUCGAUCCGCUCGGGCGAGCGCCGCAAGUACCUCCAGUCCAUCUCGUCGGUCAACGUGGCCGACAACCACGAGAACGAGGCGGAGCAGGAGGCCGUCGAGCUCAUGAUCCAGUUCCAAACGGCGCUCUUCAUCGCGCUCGACGCGCUGCACAACUCGGUACGCUUCUACCCCAAGAUCUGCCAGACGGCGCGCAUCAGCGCCGAGGUGCUCGAGGUGCCCUCGAGCCUCGACGACUCGACACCGCCCGCCGAGAUGAUCCUCGUCCAGGCCGUGCUGCCCGAGGCACGAUCGAUGCACACCUCCUACGGCGCCUCGGAGGGCCAACACGUGGCCUCCGAGGUGGUGCCCACCGACAAGCCGAGCGCGGCGACGCCGUUUGUGUUUGUGCCCUACACGCUCUUUUCCAAGUCGCAAAUGAUGCUGCUGCGCGGUCGACAGGCGGACGACUUUGAGCACGAGGUGAUUCUCGAGAUGCGCAGGCGCUAUCCCUCGUCGCUCCAGUCCGAGGCCGAGGAGAAGGGCAUGUUUGGCGACGCGGCACCGCACCGCAUCAGCCACAAGGAGUCGUUCAUCUCGCAUGCCGGCCGAUUCGCAAAGGGAUACGCAGGCAGCGACGACGACGACAAGCUCGAGACCGCGUCCAAGUUCAGCGACGACAAGGACGUCGCGUCGCCCGCCGCCAACAAGGUCAACCUGCUGCCGAGCGGCAAGCGCUGGGCCAACCGCCGCGGCUCGCGCGAGGAGGGCUACGAGUACGAGCAGCCUCGCAACGCGGAUCACUCGACGGCGCUGUCGCCCGGUCGUCGCCAGUCGGUCACGUCGUCGCGCUCGCGUGCCACCAACGAGGACCACGAGAUGCGUCAGCUCAACGACGGCCCUCUGGCGCGCGCCGAUUCCGUGUUGCGCAAGAACGCCGAGGCCGGUGCGGGCAACAGCUCGCUGGGCAUCCGACGCUUCAUCCAGCAGCCUGGCAACGAGGGCACCUCGCCCGAUGGCCGCUUUGUCCACCCGGUCGAUGAUGCGAUCACGGAAGAAGCUCGUGAUGCCGACCUGCGUUCCGUGUCGUCGAUCGACGUUGCCGAGAAGGAGACGGCGUACCCUCCGGCUUCCGGAGCUUCGCCGUACAUGCCGCAGAGCAACGUGCGUGCGCUCAACGAGGCCUCCGCCGCUGCGUUCGGCCAAUCGCGCCCCGCAGCACGCCCCUCCACGGCACCGGCAAACGUGAUCCGCCGCGAACUCAACUUCCUGCGCCCCUCGUCGUCCGGUGCCGGCCAGAGCCAGCAGCAGCAGCGUGCGGGCACCGGCCACCGCCAGCGACGAAACCGCACCGCCGUCGGCCACGACGAAGGCAGCCAGAUCGCCCGCAUCCAGUCCGACGGCUGGCACACCAGGCAAAUCCAGAGCCUCGAACGAAGCCCCGCCGGAACCGCCCUGCUCGGCGUCGACUUCUAG
Messenger RNA from Moesziomyces aphidis, 3357 nucleotides. NCBI's taxonomy places the organism in Eukaryota, Fungi, Basidiomycota, Ustilaginomycetes, Ustilaginales, Ustilaginaceae. The record is from the annotation of a GenBank genome assembly.